CUCCGCAAUGCAUAGAACCGAGGGAAUAUAUUCUGAAUAUUUCUGCGGACAUACAAAAAAAUUCUCUGAUUGUUGAUUCCCUUGUUAAACUAAACGUUCAGUGUCCACUGCAAAACAUAAAAGUUUAUUUUGGACGUUACUGUAAACAACCGAAACUUAACAUCAUGACUAAUGGUUAUUCUAAUUUUUCAUCUUUAUUUUGGGAAACAAAAGUUUUGCCAUUUUUUUCGGACGACCGAUUCAAAACCUUGAACAUCAACUUCAUUAAACAUAAUAUCGAACACUUUAGAAUACAACAACGAAUAGUAAAUGUAGAAAGUGGACUGUGGAUAUCUGCAAAAUAUAAUUGCAGUUUAGAUAAAGUUAUGAGAAUUUAUCCAUUUAUUGAUGAAACUAAAAUAGAAAAAUAUUUGAUAUUACCGCGUAUUCCCGCUGAAUGGAUAUUUCCAUGUUGGGAAAAUCUCGCAACUAAGGCCACAUUUACUAUUCGAAUCAAGCAUACCAGUAGUGAAAUAGCUCUUUCAAAUAUACGUGAUAACUCAGUGGAAAAAUCUCAAGUUUAUACAUAUACUUUAUUCCGUACACCUUUAAUAUCCACUCGUGCCGUAGCAACAGUAGUCGUACCUUCUGAAUGUACCAACUUUACCUUCAUGUCAGAUACACUUAGCAUACACAGCAGAGUACAAGUGGAAAACGACAUUUCAUACGCACGACUUCUUAUACGUCAUAUUACGAGUUUUAUUAGACUCAAGAGAAGGGAUGUUACACCAAUCUCACACGUGCAGUAUAUAGCACUUUCAACAUACUACAGCUACGAAACUAUAGUAACUACUGGACUUGUCCUUUUCAGAGACGCCGAUAUUGCAUACAAUAAAGAAAGUGAUUCGUUUAGAAAAAAAAUAGAAGUAACAUGUUUGGUUGCACGCAGUGUGAUACAAGAAGCGUUCAGUAAUUGGUUAAUUACACCUAAACAGUCUGAUUCUUGGUUUAUCGAAGGAUUUUUGACAUUUUACGGAGUUUCUCUAGUCUUUCAGAUUUACAAUGAGACUUUACUGAUGUCGAUUGUGGUUCAGACACGACGAAUGGUUUUUGAAUAUACACAAGCAUUUACUGAAUAUUAUUAUUUAAUACAAGAUAAUCCAUUUCUCAAAAACGAAACUUUUGAUAAAAUGUGGAAAGAGAGAGGAUUUAAUAUUUUCUAUAUGAUGAAUAACUUAUUCAGUAUCAAAAAUGUUCUAAACGACUUUAUUUUUGAGAAAGCGAUAAAUUUGUAUAACACUAGUACAUCAAGUCAAACAUAUAAGGAACAUUUUACUCUUGAUAGUAUAUGGAACAAUAUAACGUUUGUGCCAUCCAUAUAUAACAACAUGUAUUUGAAGAAUAUAAAUAUAACAAAUGUGAUAACUUCAUGGAUAACACAAUAUGGUUAUCCUGUAGUACAAGUAAAACGAGAAAAUGAUACACAAUUUCUAGAAAUUAUGAUUCAAGAUUGUGUUACGNUUANACAAAAGAACAUGUGUGCAUACAAGUGGUGGAUACCUAUAAUCUACGUAAAAUUAUCAAGAAAAACGUUUACUACUAAUUAUAUGUACCUAAUACCAGACGGAACAAGUAUUUUUCUUGCGAGUAUUGAAGAAAAUGAUUUUAUCAUAAUCACGGAGCCAAAUGGUUAUCGUGUCAACUAUGAUCGUAAAUCUUUAGAAAAUAUUGCUCUCUUCCUAAAAAGUGAAAACUCUGAGAAUGCAUUUAAUUUAACUGACGUCACUUUAGCACAGAUUCUUGACGAUGCUUUUUAUUUUUUAAUACAAAAUACAAAGUAUACUGUACCUCGUGCUGCAAAUAUUGAAAAUAUAGACAUAUUUUUUAAUCUUGUAAGCAAUGUAGUUCGCGGAAAGAAUUCACUUUUGCCAAGUUGGCAGAAAUGGAUAUACUGUCAAGGUUUAAUUUUAGAAAAUGGUACUUAUACGUCUGAUUUGUGGCAAAACAUAGAGAAAAUAUAUGUAACCCAGCGAAACUUAGGAGAAAUGUUUGAAUUGUCACCUUGUUCUGGGCAUAAUAUUUUGCAAUCUUUACGUUUGGUUAAUCUACAAAACAAACGGACGUUUAUUAAUAUUCUACUCAGUAGUAUAGCAAAAUAUUCAAAAAAUGUUACAUUAUUGAAAAGUAUAAUACACAAAAUAAGACGUGUUGCAAGACAAUCUAUCACAGACAAUCUAUUUGCACUGGUCACUUUUAUUAUUAACAACACUUAUUUAGAAGAAAAUCUUGAAAAGAUUAUAGACUUGUGUUUUGAAGAACUGAGUAACAUAUCUAAUAUGGAGAAGGUAAUACUUGUCAAAAUUAGAGAGAAAGUUAAGAGUCGUCGUAGGAUGUUAACUAGAAUGAAAAUGUUUUAAAGAAACUGAUAAA
Messenger RNA from Pseudomyrmex gracilis, 2409 nucleotides. Its product is annotated as leucyl-cystinyl aminopeptidase-like. Gene Ontology annotation, cellular component: cytoplasm. The record is from RefSeq and is a predicted model, not a curated record. The coding region runs from base 165 to 2396 and encodes 743 amino acids. Gene Ontology annotation, molecular function: peptide binding; metalloaminopeptidase activity; zinc ion binding. The transcript is spliced from 11 exons. Lineage: Eukaryota; Metazoa; Arthropoda; Insecta; Hymenoptera; Formicidae. Gene Ontology annotation, biological process: peptide catabolic process; proteolysis.